AUCAGAAAUCAGUCUUUUCAGUUAAAAUUACACAUUCAAUUUCAGCUAUAAAUGGUCCUGCAGAAGAGAAUAUAAUUCAGUUAUUCAGUGGCCUCAUUCCUGUACAACUAAAUCAGUACAUUCUACUCAAUAUUAAUUAUCAUUAAGCCCCACUGAGCAUGACACAGGAGACAGGAGAAAAGAAAAAAAACACCAGGAGACAGAAAUGGAAAAAAAAAAAAAGAAAGAAAGAAAGAAAAAACCUUUGGGCGAAAUGAGGUUCAGAAUAUUUCUAGGAAAUUUUAUUAAUAUCUUAUGUAGCUUUGACAAAUACUCUUGUGCUGAGAACACAGUUCAUUAUAUACAUGUCUGUUGUAACAGUAUGUGGGGUGUAGUGUACAUUUUAUUUUGUUGGUUAAAUGUACUUGUUCAAAAUAAUUUCCAUUCCAACUCCUUUAAAGCAACUAUAUAAAGAUGUAGCACAGGAAGGAUCUGUGAGCCGCUAGUGAAACCGCUGCUGAACCGAGGGUUAGUGAGUGUACUACAGCUACAACACCACACAUUAUUCCAACAAGUCUGAAUAACUUUCAAGGAUUACAUUCAAGAAAAAAACAAAUAGCAGCUUAAACUAAACAUAAACACUGUGUGCAAUCACUUCCAUAGAAGUAAACACAGUCUUGAAUUUAUGAUAGAAAUGAAAGAAGUUUAACAGCAUUUGAUUUCAUGACAUUUUAAUGCAAUACUCAGAUAUGACCACUUGAUUGUUUUAUCAAUAACAACUUUGCGGUUUAUAGUGAACAAUAAACUACCUGACUACAUAAAACAAACAAUCAGACUCUCUUUUUGUUAUUCUGAGACAGUUGUUUGCAUUUAGGUUACAGAGUUUAUAUUGCAAACAGUAUAAACACGUCGUAGCUCCUGAUAUGAAGACUUUGUUAUAAUGUUAUAAAACUCUGUAAUAUUAUAGACAUAUUUACAGUUUAUUGGAAAGAUUACUGCAGCCGCGUCUCCUCUGGUUAUUAACUACUGCCCUCAAACCUCUCCGUUAAUUCGGUGCGACCUACUUUCUGACAGAGGCUCAUUAUAUUAAGUGACAACAGCGUCAUAUAUGUUAUUUUGUCGUUUAGAAGCGCUGGCUGGAGAAGCGUGGAUCCUCCUGAAGGGUUUAUUCUGGGCGGUCUCUCUCUCUCUCUCUCUCUCUCUGGGCGCUGACUUAUCUCACCAACAGGGGCUUCUGUGUUAACUGAGGCUAAAUAAACACAGAUGAACUGUCGAGCACAUUCACAAAAAUGUCCUGGCAAUGUCUGCCUGACUUCACAAGAGUCUGGAAACCGCAGGAGCAGCGCGUCCCUCGCAAACACACACUGACAUGAGCUCUUAAGCAGCAGAAGAAGGCAUGUUCCUCCUAGAAGACCUGAAGACCGCGCUGCUGGACUUUUAGCGAUGAAGAACCCUCAUCUGAGCGAGAUCCUGCCCUCGGGAGACAAGAGACUCAAGCGCAAAGCCAGGGAGCCAAUGAAGCGCGUCAGCGACGAGCGCUUGCCUUACUUUAAACUGUACAAGAGCGCGCACCUCGCGGCAGAGACAGAGACGCGCGACGACAGCGCGUUCAGCGGCGCGGUGGACAUGAGGAUCAACGCCGUGCCUGACUCCAGACUCCGAGAGAAGCCUGUCAGCGGCAGAAGCGCUCCGGCGCAGGGCUUUCCUCUGGAGCGCGUUGCCUCGCGCGCCGCCUCUCAGGCGCCUGGCGAGAGCGCGGACUCGCCUCGGGAACGCGCCGGGGAGCCGUCGAUCAAAGCCAUCCAGCAGACGCGCCGACUGCUCGCGAACGCGCGCGAGAGGACGCGCGUGCACACCAUCAGCGCAGCCUUUGAGGCGCUGCGAAAACAGGUGCCCUGCUACUCAUACGGCCAGAAGCUCUCCAAGCUGGCUAUAUUAAGAAUCGCUUGCAACUACAUACUGUCGCUGGCUCAGCUGGCAGACCUGGACUACACGCCGGACCAGCGCCAGCUGAGCUUCAGGGAGUGUGUGGAGCAGUGCACGCGGACACUGCAGGCCGAGGGACGCUCCAAGAAGAGGAAGGAAUAAAAUGAAGAAAGUGAAGGUGGAGAAAGAAGGACCUCAAUCCAUCAACAUGAAGACACUCUCCCCGUGCGGGAAAAGCCUCGUAAUGAAAGUGUAAAGCGAUUUUACACUGCACUAUUGACUUUACUACAGCAAAACCGCUCCAGGCUCUGAAUAAUAUGCUAUUCUACAACGUUUGCACAGCAGAAACACAGAUGAUGUGAAAUCAGUUCAUUUUCCAUUGUUGCAGCAGACUGGUUAUUUAUUGUUGUUUGUUUUGCAGUGUUCUUAUACGGUUUAAGAAAUCAUACAAAGCUACAAGUUCAUGUGCAAAUUCUGUCAAAAAUGUCCUGCCAUGUGCAAGAAAGCGCACAUUUUCUUUCCUUUUUGUAAUCCAUAUAAUUGUUAUUCUUUAUUUCAUCAAAUACAUCAUAAACAAUCAUAUAAAUGAAAAUGCAUAUAAUAAAUUCAGCACUCAUCUCUCGUCUUCCAUUUGGUUUGUAUUAACAAUCGUUCUUGUUCUUAAACAGUUGCUGACUGUAUUUUAUAAAUGUAUUUACUGUUGAAAUACUUUGUUGUAAUUAAAUGUAGUCCAAGAAUUUA
Molecule: messenger RNA, 2646 nt
Organism: Onychostoma macrolepis
Lineage: Eukaryota; Metazoa; Chordata; Actinopteri; Cypriniformes; Cyprinidae
Gene: atoh8
Product: atonal bHLH transcription factor 8
Molecular function (GO): DNA-binding transcription factor activity; protein dimerization activity
Source: RefSeq, a predicted model, not a curated record